This is a messenger RNA of Colletotrichum spaethianum, 1578 nucleotides long. RefSeq names its product bifunctional solanapyrone synthase. Bases 1 to 1578 code for a protein of 525 amino acids. NCBI's taxonomy places the organism in Eukaryota, Fungi, Ascomycota, Sordariomycetes, Glomerellales, Glomerellaceae. Gene Ontology annotation, molecular function: FAD binding. The record is from RefSeq and is a predicted model, not a curated record. The transcript has 2 exons.
AUGGUUCGUGUUUCGCCUUUCGUCUCACAGCUGCUAGCUGUCGUCGCAGCUCCCGUCGCCGUUGCUGCUCAGGAUCCUGCCGACGCCAGCAUCACCUCACCCGUCGCAUCCAGUCUCGUCGGUUCAGAGACGAUUGCCUGCAGGCUCCUGAGCUUCAGGUACCCAAAGCAGACCUUCUUCAAUGGCUCCGAUGGGUACACGUACGAGACGCAGACGCAGUACUGGUCGGCGAGAGCCUACGACACUCCGGCCUGCGUCUUCGUGCCGCAGAACGCCCAGCAGGUCUCCUUCGCCGUCAGCACGCUGACGCUGAGCCUGACAAAGUUCGCGGUCCGCAGCGGCGGCCACAUGCCGGUGGUCGGUUACAACAGCAUCGGCUCGUCGGGAGUCUUGCUGUCGACCUCGAACCUGACCACGCUGGCCCUAUCCGAGGACAAGAGCACCGUGUCGGUUGGCGCCGGCCUCAGGUGGAGGGACGUGUACUCUUACCUCUCGCCCUCGGGCCUUGCCGCCGUUGGAGGGCGCAUCGGCGGCGUCGGUGUCUCCGGUCUGCUGCUUGGAGGUGGCAUCUCUUUCCACUCGAACCAGUACGGCUUCGCUGCCGACAAUGUCGUCUGCUACCAGGCGGUUCUGUCGAGCGGCAUCGUUGUCGAAGCCACCGCUACCAAUGCCUACUCUGACCUCUUCUGGGCUCUGAAGGGCGGCGGUAACUCGUUCGCCAUCGUCACACGCUUCGACCUGAAGACUGUUAAGUCGCCCAAGGUCUGGGUCGGAAUCUCGCAGUACGCUCAGAACUACAGCGCCGCGUACCUGGACGCCGUGUACAACUUUGGCAAGUACGGCUCAGCGGACAGCAAGGCCGCCAUCAUUCCUACCAUCCUCACGUACCCAUCGUACAACAUCACCGCCUAUGCGGCGGCUCGGUUCUACGAUUCCGAGACUGACUCUGCCACGGCAUUCGAGAACUUUACCUCGCCUGUCCUCACGCCAGUGGCCGAUUCAUAUGCUGCGCAGCCCCUUGCUGAGUAUAUCAGUGCUGUCGAUGCGCUGCAGCCGACCGGCCUUCGUCAAGAGCGAGUCACUUUCCCCCACACGUUCCGCGUUAUGUCUCUGGUCGUUGACCGCGAGGCCGUCGACUACGUCCACAACGCCUUCCUCGCCGCCACCAGCUCCAAGCUCACGGGCAUUGUCGGUCUCUCAGCCUCCAUCACUUUCCAGCCCGUCACCAAGGAGUUCAUCCAGCAGGGCAUCGCCAAGGGCGGCAACCCCCAGGGCGUGGACCCGGCCAAGGCCCCGUACUUCUGGAUCGUUGAAAACCUGACGUGGCAGGAGGCCAAAGACGACGAGACGGCCCAGGCGUUUGCCGAUACCGUCACGGCCGAUAUUGAAGCGGGCCUGGAGGCCAAGGGCGUUGCCGGCGGGUACUUGUACCUGAACGAUGCGGGCAAGGGGCAGAAGAUCUUCCAGAACUACCCGGCGGCGAACCUGGCGAAGCUGAAGGCAAUCCGUACCAAGUAUGAUCCGUUGAGGAUUUACACCAACCUCUUGACUGGAGGCUGGAAGGUUCUGGACGCCUGA